Messenger RNA from Octopus bimaculoides (California two-spot octopus), 3535 nucleotides. Its product is annotated as melatonin receptor type 1A. Gene Ontology annotation, cellular component: membrane. Lineage: Eukaryota; Metazoa; Mollusca; Cephalopoda; Octopoda; Octopodidae. The record is from RefSeq and is a predicted model, not a curated record. Gene Ontology annotation, biological process: G protein-coupled receptor signaling pathway. Gene Ontology annotation, molecular function: G protein-coupled receptor activity.
CAAGUGUCUUGAAAUCAAAGUGCAACGACCACAGAAAAUGAAGACACAGAGAUGUGUCUUCCGCUUCUUGUAGAUUAAUCUAGAGAUUAAAUAAUCCAAGGAUUUCAUUUAUAUAUCUCAUUUUAUCUGGGGGUUUUUUUUUUGUUUUGAGGUUUUUAAAAAAAUUUUUUUUUUUAUUUUUUAAUUUUUUUAAAAUUAAAAAAUUUUUUUUUUACGUUAUAUGAGGUUGUCAGAGAUACGGCUGCUGGAUUAAUAAGCUGUUAGAAAUUACCAGAACAACAACAACAACAUCAUCAUCAUCAUCAUCAUCAUCAUCGCCAGCAGCAGCAGCAGCAGCAAGAACAAGAACAAAACGAGCAGGUGCGACAACACGGCCACCACUACCAGCGACUAUCACCUCAACAACAAAAAUGCCUCUACGUUGUCAUUGGGUGUGCUAGAAACAACAGUUACGCUCUCUUUCGAAUCCCACCCUUCUCCAGAUACGAUGUGUGACUACGUAGUCCUGUAGAGUCUUCAUAUGAAAAAAAAAGGGUGUGAUGUGUGAUGAAGCUUAAAACGACGUAGAUUAAGUUAAUAAUGCCCAGCAGAAUCAAUACUUAAUUAAACGAAGGGAUCAAGGAAGGAUGAAGACAAACAUUAUAAUGAUCGUUAUCUUAAUGGGGAUCACGGUGAUGAUAACGAGAAGGGGAACAGCGAUUACUUUGUGAGCACCAAACAUAACAAAAAUAUAAAUACAUACAUACAUACAUACAUACACAUAUAUACUCGUGCACACACAUAUAUACACACACACACAUAUAUAUAUACACAUGCACACACAUAUGUAACUGAGGAAAUAGAACUGCUCAAAGUUUUCUUUAGAUUGUGCUUUUUUUCCUGACAUAUAGACAGCUGACUGAAUAUAUAUAUAUAUAUAUAUAUAUAUAUAUAUAUAUAUAUAUAUAUAUAUAUAUAUAUAUAUACUUUAUUUAAAAGCAGCAGAAAUAUAACAGAAGACUGUUCCUUGGAGUUUCACGUUCCCGCUCAUCGGACAGUUUUGUUAUAUAUAAACAGUUUUGUUACAUAUAUAUAUAUAUAUAAACAUAUUUAUUAUAUGCCAGAGAAGCAGUAUUAGGUCAAAAUAGCAAUCUGUGCUUCAUACUUGAUGCAGAUACAUCAUAGAAAGCUAUAUUAACUGCGGUAUCUGUCUGGAGAUAUCUCUUCACAGAUAUCUCAGAAGUAUAUCAAUAGCAGACAGAAAUCAUCCAGCAUUUAUGGUGGGGUUGUUACAUGCACAUUUCUGCUUUUCUGUGCUUUAUCAGCAGCAAUCAUUCACUUGCAGUCACAUGCCAGGACAAAAACAUAUAUAAAAAUAUUAAUAUAUAAACAUUUGCUGGGUAUCAACCAUAAAUAGAAGUUUGGAAGGUAAAACAGCACAAAUGGAAUGAUGGAAAUAAGAGUUGGACAGAUGGAGCUCAUGAGAGGUUACUACAGGUAGACAAAAGUUCAAAAGGUGGUGAUGAACAUUUUAUAAAUAAUCAAAAUAUAAAGUUACGCAUAAUGAACAGUAUGCUGCAUAGAAGAAAUACACACAUAUAUAUAUAUAUAUAAUUCAUUUUCAACUGCAGAACACGAAGUAAAUAAAGCUAUAAAGACUAGUGUGUAAACAUUGAGUUAAAAGUAACAAUUUGGGUAAAAUGAACCUUUCUUACAUGCCUAUAAACAGAUAAAUAUUUACAGACACACAUAUACACACGCAUACAUAUAAAUAUAUACAUAUAUAUAUAUGCAUGUAUAUAUACACGCAAAUUAUAUAUAUUUCUAUAAGAGUCCUAUGAUGACAGUAUGUGCUACAACCCAGUUUCAAAUCAUCGUUCCUCUUUCCAGCCGUUACAAUAACACACCUGGAGUCUGUAAAGCCGCUGUUUUAGAGAAAGGAGACAGAAAAGAAGGAAAAAGCAAAGAAGCAAGAGUAGGAGUGGGCAGAAGAUUUGGAGUGGGAGGCUAUUGUAGAGGAGGAAGAGGAAAUAGAGGUGAAGAAAGAAAGGGAACCGGUGCUUGGCUACAAAGGAGUAGAGUAGGUGGAAGCGGAGGGGGAGAAGUUGGUGCAUUCAGAAUGGGAAGAUUAUUGGGAUCAGAUGAAGUUGGUGGUGGUGGUGGUGGUUUUGCUAGUGAUGUUGCUGUUCUUGUUGGUGGUGGUGCCAGUAGUACAGUGACGUUGGAUAAUAGUCACAAUGUUGUUGCUGCUGUCAGCGGUGGUGUUGUUGGCGUCCGCGAUGACAGCGGAAGCAGCUUCAUGGAUGAUGGAAAUUUCUGGAAAGCUCUCUCCACUAAUCAGACCUCAGAAGAAAUCAUCCCGUCUGGGAUCCUUUAUGCUGGCGGUGUCGUUAUGCUUUUGGCCACUGUGGCCGGACUCUGCGGCAAUUUGGUCAUCCUGGCAGCUUUGUGGAACCGCAAACAUAUGAAAAACAUAAUCAAUAUAUUUGUCACUAGCUUAUGUAUCAAUGACCUUAUGAACCUGCUGCUUAACAACGCCAUGGUAACCGUGUCCUAUUUUUUCAGAUCCUGGCCCAGCAACCUCUUGCACUGCGAGUCGUUGGCACAUUUCACUGUGCUGUUAAUGGGUUGCUCGCUGUGGCACACGGGACUCAUAGCAGUACACCGCUUCCUUGUGGUCGUUUGCAACCAGUUCUACAUGACGAUGUCAAAAAACAUUUACACAGCCUUCGUCUUGACUUUCUCAAGGGUUGUACCGUUGUGCUUUCUGUUGAAUCCGGACCUCGGCAACAUGGUCAAAUACGAACCGAAACUGUUGCGGUGUCUGAUCAAAGAGGAAUUUGUACUUUUUAAAACGCUGGUCAGUGUCGUUCUUAUGAUUAUACCAUCCAUCCUUGUGAUUGUCUGCUAUGUGGCAAUUUUCAUAAAAUCUUACAUUGCUUCUGCCGCAUUACGUUCAAGUCAAAACAGUGAAUGGUUACGCCGUGAAAUACAAAUUACCAAAAUGUUUGGUAUUGUCUUCUUAGUAAUUUACGUUGGGUAUAUUCCUUAUGGAAUAAUUCGCAGCAUUGACCGCCAGUUACAGUACAGCGGCAGUGUAUAUGCUGUUAUAACUGUGCUGUACGCGGUCGCCAAUACAGUCAAUCCGCUUAUAUAUGGUGCCAUGGACAAAAGGAUUUACAGGGCUUGUGUUAACAUGUUUUGCACUUCGAAGAGGCAGGUUCAAAUACAGGAACAGGUGCAACUGCAUUCACAGCGAAACGAACUUGCUGAUACAGGAUUAAAUAACAUAAAUGAAACCAAAAAAAUAUCCAGUUGCUGAAACCAAUGAAAAAACUAAAAAAAAAUGAAAAACAAGAAAAAAGAUAAUAAUAAUAAUAAUAAUGAUUUCAAUGGUUUCAAAUUUUGGCAAGGGGCCAGCAAUUUUAGAGGUGGGGGUAAGUCAAAAAUAUCAAUUCCAGUACUUGACUGGGAUCUUAAUUUCAUUGACCCCUGAAAAGAUGAAAGGUAAAGUCGACUGUGGUUAUAUUUGAACUCAGAACCUAAAGAUCUUGGA